This is a messenger RNA of Haliotis rubra (blacklip abalone), 411 nucleotides long. RefSeq names its product TATA-binding protein-associated factor 2N-like. The transcript has a single exon. Bases 1 to 411 code for a protein of 136 amino acids. The record is from RefSeq and is a predicted model, not a curated record. NCBI's taxonomy places the organism in Eukaryota, Metazoa, Mollusca, Gastropoda, Lepetellida, Haliotidae.
AUGGAAGGGGUGGGGGGACAUAGAGGAUAUGGGGAGUAUGGGGAGGACAUGGCUGGGGAGGGAGGACAUAGAGGAUAUCGGGAGUAUGGGGACGACAUGGAAGGGGUGGGUGGACAUAGAGGAUAUGGGGAGUAUGGGGAGGACAUGGGUGGGGUGAGGAGGACAUGGAAAGGGUGGGAAGGACAUGGAAGGGGUUGGGAGGACAAGGAAGGCAUGGGUGUGGUGGGUAGGGAUGACAUGGAGGGAUGGGACAGGACAUGGGAGGGUGGAGGAGGACAUGGUGGGGAUGGGACAGGACAUGGGUGGGGUGGAGGAGGGACAUGGUGGGGAUGGGACAGGACAUGGGAGGGUGGAGGAGGACAUGGUGGGGAUGGGACAGGACAUGGAGGGGAUGGGACAGGACAUGGGUGA